GGUACGGGCUUUUCUCAAAUGCUAGGCUAAAGGGAUUACAUGUCCGUGAGUCCAACAAUAUAUCAAAUACGCUUGUUGGGGCAUAUGGCAUGGCCCAUUCAAAGAAGAUUGACUUCUUAUUAUCGACUUUGUUUGUUUAGCAUUCUUAAAAUUCAGAAGUACCAACGAAAAUCUCUUCCCUCCCCGAUCGGCGUUCCCCCCUACAGCGCCGGCACUGGAAAACGGAGCUCUGAGAUCUUGAAUUUGCUGCCGUUCGCCAUGUCUCAGGUUGAUAAUCGGAAUUCCACUGCCACCAAACGUGCCCGAACUGACAGUGGUAGAAGAGAAGAUGAUUGGACAUGUCCUAGGUGUGGGAAUGUAAACUUUUCCUUUAGAACAACUUGCAAUAUGCGGAAUUGCACACAACCCAGACCUGCCGAUCACAACACUAAACCUUUAGCUAAGCCAUUUCAUGCACCACAAGGCUAUACAACCCUUGCUCCUUAUGCUGGUUCUGGUGCUCCAUCUCCAUUGUACUUGGGCGUACCACCACAUGGUUCCUCUGUGUUUACCACAGCGUCUAUUCCUCAUUAUGAUAUUCCAUACUCUGGGGGCUCAGCUUAUCACUACAACUAUGGCAGCCGUAUAUCUGGAGGCAGUCCCUAUCAACCACUGCAUAUAUCUGCACCUCCUCCUUACUCCAGUGGAGCUAUAGUGGGAAAUGGUGGGGUGUAUGGUGUGCGACCUCCUCUGGUUGACAGAUAUGGCCUUGCGUUACCAAUGGGCUCCCCUACCAUUGGAUCAAGGCCGGGAUAUUAUGAAGAGGAUAAUCCUCAGAAGAGAGAAGGAAGAAGUGAUAAUGACUGGAAGUGUCCUAAUUGUGGAAAUGUCAAUUUUUCAUUCAGAACAGUUUGUAAUAUGAGGAAAUGCAAUACCCCGAAGCCUGGGUCCCAGCCCCAGGGUGGAAAAUCUGCAAGAAAUUCUGGCACGCCAGAUGGGAGCUGGAAAUGUGAGAAAUGCAACAACAUAAACUAUCCAUUUAGGACCAAAUGUAACAGACAAAACUGUGGAGCUGAAAAGCCAUCUGAGCCAAGGAACUCUUCAUCACCACUGUCAGAUGAAAACAAUCAGUGAGUACUAGGGCGUUGUCUUAAGGGUCGCGACGGUCAAAAGUUGUCAUCCAGCAUGCAGUGUGGGUGUCUGAAAGUCAGGUCGUUCUCAGUUGCGUUUGUCUUCUCGUUGCUGCAGUUCGUGUUGAGUUAAACUGCCCUUAUUAUGUUGUCCAUCUGUAUUAACUUAUAUUCAUAUACUUUGUCGUCUUUGAAUUUUUAUCUUGUGUUGUCUACAAGUGUGCUCAUAUUUUAUUAAACCUUGUCAAAGGUUGAUUUGGUUAUAUCCUCAAAUAGAGUUUGAUUUGGUACUCAUUUGGUUGACGUGUAAGCUAACCACCCAGUUAUUGUCAGUUAUUCAUUCCCAACUCCCUUUGCCGGAGAGGUGAUUGUGUGGUUAUGCAUUCCAUCACCCCUUCCACAUGUGCUCUUCACGGGCAAAAUUGCCGUUUUUUAAUCAAAAAACAGGGCUAGCACCCCACACUUGAGAGUUCCCAUGUUGAAGAUCAAUGUGCUACGCCAAGCCUUCUUCUCCGGACUACUUGGAAUAAGGGUUGAGUACCAGCAUGUGGCCUGGCUUCUCAUAUGAC
This is a messenger RNA of Cuscuta campestris, 1678 nucleotides long. NCBI's taxonomy places the organism in Eukaryota, Viridiplantae, Streptophyta, Magnoliopsida, Solanales, Convolvulaceae. The record is from the annotation of a GenBank genome assembly.